Phyllopteryx taeniolatus (common seadragon) is the source of this 4443-nucleotide messenger RNA. RefSeq lists its product as uncharacterized. NCBI's taxonomy places the organism in Eukaryota, Metazoa, Chordata, Actinopteri, Syngnathiformes, Syngnathidae. The record is from RefSeq and is a predicted model, not a curated record. The transcript is spliced from 2 exons. The coding region runs from base 764 to 2938 and encodes 724 amino acids.
UACUUUAUAUCUGAAACGGACUCUCACCAAACUGAGAGAACAAUCUAGUCAAAACUUUAUUUUGGAAGGUAUUUUAUUUCAUUGACUUACUAGCGAGAGACCUUUUAAAACAGUGGUUCUUAAAUUAGGGUCCGCAAGAUAAUUUGCUAUGAAUUAAGUCGUAUCGUUUAAAGAAGCCCAUACCGACUUAAGGAUAUACAAAACCAAUUACUCCUUCGCUUUGGGCCAAUUAAAAGCUCUGACAUACAGUAAUUAUGAAACCCUCCCCCAAAUAAAUAAAAUGGGAAUUUGUUGAAUUUUGAACUCUUUUGGAUUCCUUUGGCAUUUAGGAGUACACAUGGUAGUUAUGCUUUGAACCCCAGCAAAAAAAGAUUACCGAUAACUUUAAAAAUAUAUAUAUGUAUAUAUAUUUCGGUCACACAGUACUUAAUAAAAAGUGUGAUGUCGAUCAACACUCAAAAGAGAGCUGACAUGUUUCUCCAACUUAGCAGUUGAGGAAACACACAAGAGGACUACAACACAGGAAGUAAAGUCGUACACGCUGUGACGUCACGGCUGGUCAUGCAGCGACCACAGCCAGACGUUGCGAGCUCGCCGGUGACGUCACCUUUUGUACAAAGAUCAAGGCCGGCGCUUCACCGGUGGGGCAAUUUGCCAGAACCACUAGUGUAUGCCUGAGUUCGUAUUUGUGGUUCUGCGUAGUAUAGAUGUAGUGGACCCGAACCUGUGACGUCACAUUCCUGCCGCCCGAAGCAACCCCGAGAUGGAGCCGGACCGUUUACUCAAGGUGGACGCCAUCCUGGAGCUGGUCAAAUCCCGCUUCAAUCUCAUCUCGUCGGCCCAGUGGGCUCUGCUGGUGGCCGGGACCCCCGACUCGGAAACCAAGGCCGUCCUGGCAGACACCAUCAGCGACGUGAUCCAAAGAAUCUCCUCCGAGGUGGUGCGGCAGCUGCAGCCCGCCAUCAGCGAGCACCUGCGCGGACAAGCGUCUCAGGCUCAGGUGAGCAAUGCCAUCGACCGGUGCAGUCCGAAGCUGAGCGAGUGCAUCACCGAGACGUUCGCCGCCGCCCUGGAUCUGCCGCCGCAGAAGUAUGAGGGUGCAGUGGAGCUCACCACGCUAGUGGAGUCCGAGGUGAAGCACCGGGUGACGUCAGCCGUGUCCGUGGCCCGGAAUACCGCCGAGUGGCCCUCGGACCCCACGCUCUUCAUCCGCGGCACCAUGUCCAGCGUGGGCAACCUGGCCUCCAUCUUCCGGAAGGCUGUGGAGUAUUUAAGGCAUGUGUUCGCUCGAGCACGCACGCCAUGUGUGGUGCUGUGCGGCCGCUCCGCCAUGAAGUCCGGUGACAUGACUGACGCCGUGAGAGGAAUCCUCUUAAAGUGGUCCCGAGCCAGUAAGGGCGAGAAACCCAACGAACUCACAACGAACGAAUCAGUGGACUAUGAUAGAAUCAGUGAACACUCCGACACGAUCGAUGUGGAGAAAGUGACCCAACAAACCGACCCGGGGGCUAGGGAGAGUGCUCUGUUGGCUGCACUCGACAUCACCAAAAGCAUCAUCCAGGAGCCCUUUCGUGGCUCCGGGGAUCGUGUGGAAAGUCGCCUGACACGCUUCAAUCUCAACUUAAAGCUCAUCUCCAACAAAGUGAAGAAUUUCUUCAAGUCGCAGGAGAAAGCCAGCCCGGACGGCCAUGUCAAACUGCGCAGGUUCCGCUUCUUCAAGUUCGCGCGCAUGCAGUUCGCGCGCAUGCUGGGAGGACUCAAGCGUGCCUUCAAGAACCAAGAUGCGUGUUUGGUAUCUCUCAGGCCAGAUCAACCAAAGUCCCCCAAAGAAGCCAAAGGGGGCGCCUUCAGGUCCAGCACCUUACACGUCAGGCCAUCACAGAAUCCCGUGUUUGAGUUUGAGGCCAUCCAAGACAGGGUGGCAAAGAUGUUCGAUGACCUCGGCCAGAUGGAGCCGGAAGCCCGCGAGGCCAAACUCAAGCGCUACAUGGACGAGAAGCUGCGGGGCUUCUCCCAAGAUCUCAGCUCUCGCCUGUACGAAUACCUCAUGUCCUGUCAGAGUGAAGUUUACGAAGUGCCCUCUAGCCGCUCUGACACGCCAUUCAUGGACUCUGUGCUGUGGGGGCGGCGGGGGAAGAAGCACUGGGACGGCGGUCAGAAGUUCUCUCCCGAGGUCUUGUACGCCAUGACAGAGGAUGCGGCCUGGAGGUUCCUGCAGCAGCUCCUCCUCUGGAUGGAGACGGAGCCACAGGGAGAGGAGACGUACGCCGACGAAGUGUCUGGCGCCGUCAGUGAGAUCAACCAACUGGUCGUCACCGCCCUCAACACAGAUGAAGACCAGGACCUCCCGAAGACCCACCGAGUGAGCGAGAAGACGCUUACCAAAGACGAAGACGAGGGAACCCAAAAGAGUUUGUCCGUAGCUUCCGAGUCGCAGCCACCUCAAACGCGAGUGUCCACCCAGCGCUCGGCGCUCACAGACGUUCCAGGGCCGUUGUCCAAUCUUUCUUCCGUGUGCAAUCGCACAGCGUCCUUCAACGUGAAGCUGACUCGCCUCCUAGCCUACACGCUGGCCACGCAGCUAGGCCAGCGCCUGCCCAGGAAAUGCAAGAAGUCUCUGAAGACGGACGCUCUGAUGGUGGUCGUGGAGCAUCUGUCGUGCAGGGCCGUGGAGGAGAUCAGCCCGCAGCACAUAGACAACAUCGACACAAUGGAUAACCUCGAGGAGGUGAUCACGCCAGUAGUCAAGAAGCUCAUGACCCACUUUGGCUCGCCGAGUAAACUGGUGGAGGCCGUGAUGGCCGACGAGGCAUCUUUCGACGACGCCGUCUUCAAGCACCUCCACACUCAACUUAAAACGCUCAGGGAACAGCCCAAAGCGAGUAAGGGUCUCGGCUUCUUCUCGUCCGUGGCCAAGCUUUGUUCUCGCUCCACGUGACCUAAUUUCAUCACCUUUCAUUCCCCAACACCCCUGCUAAACUGCACCAGUGUGUGAAUCUACUUUUACCAUACAUGUUUGCAGUUAUACAGUGGUGCCUUUACUUGCGAGUAACCCAACUUCUGAGUUUUUCGAGUUACAAGCUGUCGCAUGGUCGAUUUUGGGCGGUUUGUGUUGUGAGCGAGCACAGUAGUUGCCGAUGCACUUUUAACCAUAGAUUGAUCAGGACAAACAGUUAAACAUACAAAUACGAAUUGAGAACACUCGCAAGGAACUGCUGUAGGCCACCACUCAACAGCCAGAUGCUCACAAAGACUAACCGGCCAAACCGACUCCGGCUUGUGAUGUCACUCACUAGGCCGGGCCACUCAUUCAACACACAAAUACUUAAGUACAUACAAUAAUUACAGUUCAUAAAUCCAGGUUAUUUCUUCACACUCUCGUUUAUUAUUACAGUGCUAUUAUUCAGUUUUUUUGACGGGGCUGGAAUGAUGGCAUUGCAAUUUGAAUACGAAAUAUUAAUUUGACACACAAGUUAAUUGAGUGACGAGCUCGGUUACGGACUUAAACCCGUAAGCCAAGGUACCACUGUUUAUACUUGUACCAUGUAUGUUUACAAUUAUGCAUACUACUAUCUUUUAGCUUCUAUUGUUGAUAAUAUUUAUUAAUAUUCCUGUAGGACCGUGUAUAUCAGGGAUGGGACCAAGUACCGCUCGGUAUACUGCACGAGACGAUAAGUUUUUUCUGUUUUGCAAUCCACUGAGCAUGUUGCGCGUUCACCCACUCACAGUUGGAACUGUAUCCGGUUUCAAUGUGCAGUUUACGGUUGCGGUAAAACGUAAAACCACUAGCAUGAGCGGAGGAUUUGAGGGAUGAAAAUUUUAAGAAGCACCGUAAUCAUUCAAAUCUCUGGUGUGGAUUAGUUUUGGUUUCACCAGAGGAGUGAUAUUGACAGACAUUUUAUUGUCUGCAAGUGUUGCUUGACACAUUUCCUGUACUGCUAAGGAAACGAGCUUCUGUUUAUAUAUCCUGAUGUAACAUUUUCUGGACACAUGACAGCCGAGCGACUCGAAAAGGUAACACCAGCGAAACAACGGUCUAUUAGAUCAUGCUUUUGAACAUACUUAACAUAAAAAAUAAAAAAAUAAAUGCUCGAGCCACAUUACGGUGUGCCCUGUAGUGUUUUAAUUCCCAAUCUAAGCGUAACAGUUGGAUGAAGCGUCGUUUAAUUGGUGAUGCCAGCAGAGUGGGGUGGCAUGACCAAUCGACCACGUUCAAACCAACUGUUACACAAGUAGUGUCUUUGUUUACAUUUUUUCGGUCUUAAUUUGUUAUAUACAAUACAGUAGUAAAAAAUAUACGUCUGUAUUGUCACCUGUACACAAUUAGUCAAGGAAUAAGAGGCAGUUCACCGUUUGAAAGAGUUGUGUUUAAAUAACGGUUAACUUGAAAUAGGUUAUAUUAGUCGGUACACUAAAAAAAAUAAAAAUAAAAAAAUAAAAAAA